Molecule: messenger RNA, 6804 nt
Organism: Clupea harengus (Atlantic herring)
Lineage: Eukaryota; Metazoa; Chordata; Actinopteri; Clupeiformes; Clupeidae
Gene: rnf44
Product: ring finger protein 44
Biological process (GO): protein ubiquitination
Molecular function (GO): ubiquitin protein ligase activity
Source: RefSeq, a predicted model, not a curated record
AUGUGGGCCUUUUUAACGUUAUGAACACUAUUUUCUUUGGGCUGUUUAGGACUGCAUGUUUGGUUGCUUGGUUUCUUUUUUUCCGGGGUUGGCGUUUGCUUCUCCGUUUGUCUUUUCCCCCUAGCCUUGAGCCCCUCCUUGUUUUGCUGCUUGUUAGCUAGCUAUGUUGUAAUGUUUACAUUCAGGCCCGAGUAUGGGAAACGCGCUCCUUUCCGAUAGUGCAUUUACUUUUCCAUUACAUAUGUUAAAACCCUUUGCAGACAGUAGGCCGAAGACGUAACUACAAUUUACAAAAAUGUCUUUCUCUUCCGUCUCCUCAUCAGUGGUAGGGUAUGCAACAGUAUUUUCUCUGCAGUGUGGCAGCUGGAAAGGCCUAAUUUAUGAAUUGUAGCUGUCUAAGAUAAAUAGGUUACGAUUUUGAUAUUGCCAGACAAAUAACAUAAGAAACAGGUCUUACAACUGGGAAUAUAUAAUCUCAGGCAUAUUUACACUUGGCUGUGGGGCCCUGGUGUAAUAUUCACAGGGCCUAGGUUACUCCACAUAAUCUAUAUCUUCAUGAACUAUGUUUUUUUAACUUGCAUGUUGGUCAAAAUGUUUAACUAAGGAUGAGGUUUAGUCAUUCUCAAACAAAUGACAUAGCUUUCGCAACAAACCACAAAUCAUCUUCUCUUUGCCAGCUCCCCGUUUUGCUGCAAGUCUUACGUAACAGGCUAGGCUAUGUCAUAUCUUCUCUAAUGAGAUGAGUUAACAGCCAAAUCAGCGAGGGCAGGGAAUCGGCGCAUGUUCGGAAAGUGCCUCGUUUGUUCUCUGUUGGUCGCGCGGUGUAAUCAAAAGUAUUGAACAGAACACUUAAAAUCAAUUUAUGAUUUUUAAUGUUUCGUUUCUAUCCUCGUGCAUUCCCGCGAGUUUCUACAACGGCACUAAAAUGCCUUCUCAGUCAGAUAGCAGUCCAUCGUCUGCGUAGGCCUACACGGAGACAGAUAAUUAUCCGUAGCAUGUUUACUAGUCUAUUUGCAUAUGAUGUCAGUGUGUAGGCUUAAAAUCCGAUCGUUUCCCUUUGAAAGUGGUUUUGAUGCAUUCUAUAGGUUCCGCAUAGACUAUAAUUUGUUUUUAGAUGUUUAACAACUGUGGUGUUUUUGAGAUGGUGGCUAUUUAGUGACUAUGUGUUUACUAGCGUAGGGGGUUGUUUGUAUACUUUUAUUAGGCCUGCCUGCAAAUGUGGAACUGACAUGUUACCUGGUAAAAGACUUACAGGUAGAGGUCUCUAGGAUGCCACAGCUGAGCCCAAGAAACACCACCUGGGUUGUUGUGCUGUUUUACAGAUUUAAUCUUUUGAAAGUAUUUGAGCUUUACAAAUUGUUAGAUGUCACUAUCAGUUAAAUGUCUAACAUUGUCAUGAAUUAUAUAAUCACUUUGAUAGGAGUUUGGCUAUAAUUAUGCAACAGAGGCCUAUUACAUCUUCAUAAUUUAGACAUUGUAAUAGCCUACUUGCAUUGUCCCCAUGAGAAUAGGCCUAUUCGUUCCAGACUUCCACCUCAUAUUAUUUUGAAUGACUAAAGUUACAAAAUCAGAACCAAAUGCAUUACUGGCCUCCAUGAAGACAAAAGAAGCACGGAUGAGUCUAUGCGUUGUAACACAUAGCUCUAAGAUUACGCUAAGGAAUGUAACCAAUAAUAUAUCAAGUAAUAGAUACAAUACGCCUGGGCGUCGUGUAGAAUUACAAAAUCGGAUACAAUCUACCCAAGUCUGUUUUACGGCUACAUAUUGAUUAGAUUCUGUGUGAUUGGUCCUCCAGGGCACUUGCGUAGAGAGUUCAGGGAUGAAGGCGUGGUGUUGUCGUACUCUAUUCCCAACAACAAGACAUUGAAUGGAAACACGCGCCAAGGAAUGUUGUGAAUUAAAUAUUUCUUAGAAUGUUAAAGCAAACGCAGCAGUUACUUUUUUUAGUAAGAAACUAAUUAAAAAUAUUCAUUUGGUGCGAUAUGGAUGGCUUUGCGAUAUAGACAUCCCGUAAACCACUGCAAGCCAUUGUUUGUGUCUGAAUUGGACUUCUCCACAUCAAGAUCAACAAGCAACAGCUAACGUUAACUUUUAGGCUUCCGAUGAACGAAACAACUACUGUCACCUCCACGAUUGAACAAGAAACACCAGAACAUCUGCUAACGCUAGAGUGAAGACAAUCUAAAGCUGCAAGACACAAGUGCCUCCAGCACUGAAGGUCUCCCUCUUCCUGAGAGUGACUCGUCCCCACGACGUCACAAAUGCGACCAUGGGAAAUAGCAGUGAAUAGGCGGCCACCACCUGCCCCCUUAAAUCAGAGGAGGUUCCUUGGGGAGCCCUGCAACACCCCUGUGCAUCUCAGGAGAAGCCCUCCAGUACGACGACAGUGGGGUCAACGAGACCGGCCUGUACUGCAUGGCUCCCUGCACCAGGAUGAGAACUUCCACCACACGCUCUUCUCGCAGCAUCAGCAGCAGAUUCCUUUAGAUGAGUCUAGACAGUACAGCCAUACCAGCGCACCACGUAUGCUCCACCCUGCCACGCACCCUCCUCAGCAGAACCCCAUCAUGGUGGAUCUUCACGAGCAGAUGCACCAAGGAUCAGUCCCAAUAUCUUACACAGUUACCACGGUGACGACCCACGGUUUUCCUAUCCACACCGGGCAACCUAUCCCAGGGUGCAACACUCAGCAGCUCCCAGCAUGCUCGGUAAUGUUCAGCGGACAGCUCUCUCUGCUCUGCUGCCUUCCUCCUCCUCUAAUCCAAGCAUGUACAAUGCAGCAUUUGCCAGUGUCUUACCAAGCCUUCCCGCCACUCAUCUCCAGUGAGCAUUUUAUACUGCACCCCUCUCCACCUGUGCCCCCACACCAGCCACCACACCUUGCUCCUCUGAGCCAGUUUGUUCCCUUACAGCCUCAGCAUCCGCGCAUGCCUCUGCAGAGGGCAGAAAAUGAAGUUGACCUAAGAGGGGACCAGCACCCCAUGGGGACCUUCUCCUAUCCUCCUGCGCAUCAUCCACCAGCAAUGCCUCCCUCAAUGCCCUUGCAGUACCUUCCUCAAGAGCCGCUUCACCAGGAACUGCCCUUCGGAGUGCCAUACCCCCAUGUGCUGCCAAGGCGUGUAAAUGGACAGAGAUACAGGUUACAGCAGCCUUUGCCCCCGCCACCUCCACCGCCACCCUACUACCCUGGCUUUUUACCUUAUUUCCUUUCAAUGCUUCCAGUGCCUCCAACUGCAGUGGGCCCAGCCAUAAGUCUGGACCUGGAUGUGGAUGAUGUGGAGAUGGAGAACUAUGAGGCAUUGCUCAACUUGGCCGAAAGGCUUGGCGAAGCCAAACCGCGAGGACUCACUAAAGCCGAUAUAGAGCAGCUUCCGUCCUACCGGUUCAAUCUCGAGAACCACCAAUCUGAACAAACCCUGUGUGUUGUAUGCUUUAGUGAUUUUGAGUCAAGGCAGCUACUCCGAGUACUACCCUGUAAUCACGAGUUUCAUGCUAAAUGUGUGGACAAAUGGUUGAAGACCAAUCGCACUUGUCCAAUCUGUCGAGCAGAUGCCUCGGAGGCUCAUCGGGACGUCGAUUGAGCCGGCUCCAUGUUCUGCAUUGGAAAACAGCACAAAAAAAAAAAACAAGAAGAAGAAAAAACACGACAAACACAACUGGAGUCCUUGACUGGGGAUAAUCUGCCACCUAACCUGUGCUCUCCAGCCAAACCAAUACCGACAUCCCUCCCCCUCCCCACUUCAACCAAUAAGCAAUCUUGGAUUUUGUAUGGAACGUGUUUGACCUCCGCUGUGCAUCGUCGUGUGAGUUUCAUCAACGCUACUGCCUACUAUAGCCACCGAUAGUUAUGGGAUUUUUAAUCUCUCCUUCCCCAAUCCCCCUUUUUCUUUUCUGCCCUCGUCUGUUGCAGACUCCAAAGAUUUAACAUGGAUGUGAUGUGUUGCCAUUUUUAUUAUUUUCUUUGUUUUUUUUUUUUUUUAUGAAAUAUUCUCUAGCUAUUUGGGCUUUUCUUCACAUAAGGCGCUAAAAUAUAAGGUGUGCAUCAGCAGUCGGAGGGAGUUAUAGGACUGGGAUGAGGGGAUGGUUGGAUUGACAGACCUGUCAAUCUGCCAAACAGGGAAGGCUUAAACAGUUGGUUGUUGAAGUUACUGAGCCAUUCCACUGGUUCAAAAGAAACCGUUUGACCAUCAUAGAUGCAUGUUUGUGUAGGUGAUGGGCAAAGUGACUUGUUAAAUAAUGUACGUUUUUUGCAAUAAUGUAUCGACAAUUUCAAUAUCGCUAUCUGAGUUUAGUUUUUACAUUUUAUUUUCACCUGCGAAUGCUAUUGUGAAAGAAUGACUUGCAGUGGUUAAACGUUCAGAAUCUUUUAACACCUGAUGUAAAAGGAGGGGAAAAAAAAGAAGAAAAAAACUCCAACACAAAAUAUGACUGCAAACGAUGGACAUGCACCUGGUUGGAAACCCUAUCCCCCCCCCCGACGUGGACUUGAGGAGGGUUUAAGAAUCUCCCUCUUAGCAGGGGGAAGCAUUUGGGGGUGGGUGGGGAGAGUGGCGCGAAGUUGCGGGACAAUGGCGUGGAGUGUUGUAACCAUUGCUGCUCUGGCACUGGGCACACCCAGCCUGGCAUAGACUCACAGCGUGAGGGGAGGGGAGCGGGAGCGGUGGGGGGCUGCCAGCCUCUUGCCAGAGUCAUCUGGCUUCACUGCACAAGCCACCACACCACGUCCCCACUUCCCCACGUCCUCCAUGUUCAGCCGGCUCCCUCCAGGGUCAAAAAGCGCCCGGCGCAAUGUGGUGUGUUCUCCUACCAAAACACCCAUAAGCUGGCACUUCAAAAAAACAACAAAAAAAAAGAGAGGGGCCCUAGACAACCUGGAGAGAAUGCCUGGAAGAAGAUUUUGCAUGGACUCCUUUUUAGACUAGCAAUAUUUUAAUCGAGAAAUUUCCAACACAUGUUUAACAAUUAGACACCAUUAAACAAAGAAAAGACGAAGUAAGCAAACUAAAAAAAAAGAAAGAGGGGAAAAAAAAGACAUGCUAGCUUAAAGCAGAGAGGACCCAAGUCUUGGAUGGCCUAUAUCUUACCAUUCGAUUGCACCUCUGCAUUUGUGGUAGAGCUGGGGGAAGGAAAAAAAGAAAAGAAACGUACGUACGUAAAAGAAAAUAACAUCUGACAUUCAAAGCUGACACUGGAGAGUUCGACGCCCUUUUGCAGAAAGCAAUAUGUGCAGUGAGUGUUUGAAUGGAACAUUUCUUCCUGUUUGUGGAAGACCAGGCUUUUUCCUUGUUUUGAGCCAAAUAUUCAAUAUACUCAAGAUUUCAGCUCUGCCUUCUUACGACCUUGACAAGCACAAACCUAUUACUAAUCUUUAAAAAAAAUAUAUAUACUUUGUCAGUUCCACUUGUUUUAAGAGUAUACGGUUUUUAAAUGGUGUUAUUUAUUGGUUUUAACUUAGAUAACAUUUGAAGGACAAGGUCAGAGUACUAACAUGGUAUGUGUGUUAUAUUUUGGCAACGCUGUCAGGUCUCAGGCCAUGUUAAUGGUGUAAAGUGAUGUAAAAGAUAAAAAAAACAGCAUUGUAUGCAUAGCUUCAGUGUGAAAGGUUUAAAAGUUAUCGUCUUGUUUUGAAGACAAAAGAAUGUUUUAAAAUACCCUGUUAAUGUAACUGACACUUCUUCUGCGUGCCAGUUGACUGUCGUAGUGUCCAUGAUCAGGAAGGGAUUUAAACGGCAUCCUUCAAGUUGGGUCUUACGAGUAAUGCACUGUAAUGUGUUCAAUUCACUCUACUUAAACUUCCAAAAUGGUAUCCGGUUUAGGGUGGGGUGGGGUGGGUUUAUGAAAUAGGGUUCUUUUCAAAAGUGGUCUGUAAUUCCAGAGCUAAUAUUCCUACCCGUGAAGAGCACUGAGUAGCAGUUACAGCCCAUGUGAUGGGGGACGGGGACCUUGCCAUGUUUUAAAGCAUUUCUGGUAAAUAUGUGCCAGCUCAAGAAAACAAUAUUAAAAAGAAGCCAUUGUAAUGAGUUUAACCCAGUUUUGAUGACUUAAUUUGAUCUUUCUAUAUAUACGCAUAUGUUCACUGGCAUAUAUUUUAAGUUUAAAAGAAAAAUCACUCAGGGCCUCUCGGUAACUAAGAAGAAGGAAAACAGUCGCGUUCAAAUGGAAAUGAUGCCAUGGGGAUGUAUUUGAAUUUUGUUGGUUGUUUUCCUCAGGCCAUGUGUUUUUAAUGUAAUCAACAACUAAUACUUAAUUUUUGCUGGUAGUAGUGGAUGUUACACCAUAUAAAGACAGGCAUGCUAGAGAGAAAAGAAAAAGGAGAUAUAAUGUAGAGCGAAAAGAGGCAUUGUGUCACUGCAACCAAUCAUCAGUGUAUGUUACUUCAAACCUGUUCUACAUUUCCUUUCCAUGUUCUUGUACUUGAACGAAACACACAUAGCGGUUGUGAUCCCAUUUUGUGCCUCUGUGCACACUAUCCUACCUAAACCACUUCCAAGAAAUAUUCUAAAAAGGUGUUUGCAUGAUUUAAGAAAAUUACAAAAAAAAAAAAAAACCUAGAACAAGUGUGUAUUUUCAGUGGAAGAUAUCUAGAAAUGGGGCAGGAUGUAUUUAAUUGUGCACCAUAUGCAUGCAUGUCUGACCAGGUCCCCAUCGGUUUUUGCUAGCUCUAGUUGGCUUUGGGUUAAUCGGGGUUGGGGACUAUUUGCUCAGCUAAUUACUGCCAUGCAUUGUACUGCACACAUUUGUAAUAGAACUGAAUGACUACAAGAUUUUAUUGCGCUAAUUCUUUGUUACCAAAAAAAAAGAUUA